Penicillium odoratum is the source of this 273-nucleotide messenger RNA. Its product is annotated as mannoprotein. Bases 1 to 273 code for a protein of 90 amino acids. The record is from RefSeq and is a predicted model, not a curated record. The transcript has 2 exons. Lineage: Eukaryota; Fungi; Ascomycota; Eurotiomycetes; Eurotiales; Aspergillaceae.
AUGCUGUUGAGCAAGAUCCCCAUGCUCCUUUUGAGUGCCUUAUGCGCGGCGUCAUACGUGUCUGCCGCAACCAAUGUGGAGCAAACCGACAAGAUCGGAGCCGCGGAAAGUUCCCUGAACAACUACAACGGAGGCAUCCCGGCCAUCCUCGGCGUUGCCCAAUUCCUCAUGAUUGCGCAAACCGCUGCUCGAACGGUCCGCGAAAAUCUUACCAAGGGAAACACCAUGACACCUGAGGAAGAAGCUCGCUACUCCGAGUCCUAUGAUCAUUAG